AUGGCUGGUUUGGACUUAGGAUCAGCUGCUCACUUUGUUCCUCAGCUACACAGGUCUGAUCUCCACCUCCAAAGACCUGUAGAUUCUGAAGAUGAAAGUACCAGAAACCAGUUUUCUGGUGAAAACGAAGAUAAUAUGCAUCAAGGGCUCGACCUAAUCACCUCCAAUACAAGUUCAGGCGAUAUGGGUGCGCGUAGGCCGCGGGGCCGCCCACCGGGUUCCAAAAACAAGCCAAAACCGCCUGUAAUUAUCACCCGAGAGAGCGCAAAUACGCUUCGUGCUCACAUAUUGGAAGUCGGCAAUGGCUGUGAUGUGUUUGAGGCAGUGGCCCUUUACGCAAGGAAGAGGCAGAGAGGGAUUUGCAUUUUGAGUGGAACAGGCACGGUCAACAACGUGAGUUUGCGGCAGCCCGCUGCUGCCGGCUCUGUGGUGACACUCCAUGGGCGUUUUGAGAUAUUAUCCUUGUCGGGUUCCUUUUUGCCUCCACCGGCUCCACCAGGUGCCACCAGUUUGACAAUAUAUUUAGCCGGUGGCCAGGGCCAGGUUGUUGGCGGAAAUGUGAUCGGUGCUUUGAUUGCUUCUGGACCGGUAAUCAUUAUCGCUGCCUCCUUCACUAACGUGGCAUACGAGAAGCUUCCGUUGGACGAAGACGAGGCACUUCAGAUGCAGCCACCGUUGUCGCAGCCAUCCAGUGGAAGUGGUGGUGGCAGCGGCCAAUUUCCUGAUCCAUCUAUGGGGCUUCCUUUUCUUAAUUUGCCACUGAAUAUGCCAAAUGGUCAGUUUCCAAUGGACGGUGCAUGGACCGGAAACUCAGCCGGCCGGCAACAAUAUUAG
This is a messenger RNA of Fraxinus pennsylvanica, 834 nucleotides long. The record is from the annotation of a GenBank genome assembly. NCBI's taxonomy places the organism in Eukaryota, Viridiplantae, Streptophyta, Magnoliopsida, Lamiales, Oleaceae.